Messenger RNA from Xyrichtys novacula (pearly razorfish), 817 nucleotides. NCBI's taxonomy places the organism in Eukaryota, Metazoa, Chordata, Actinopteri, Labriformes, Labridae. The record is from the annotation of a GenBank genome assembly.
AUGGGCCGGGUACAAACACAUACUGGUCUCAUGUUGUAAACAGCUAUGUGUAGUUUUCAUAGUUGACUGAGUUUUUGGUGUGAUGAUACAGAUAAGGUUGGGAAUAAAAUGUUUCUGAACUUUUUACCCAGCUCACAUCUUAAACUUUGUCUCUCUGUCCCUGCAGAUUAUUCUCUACGAGGACAGGAACUUCCAGGGUCGCUCUUAUGAGUGCAGCAGCGACUGCUCUGACAUUCACAUGCACCUGAACCGCUGCAACUCCUGCAGGGUGGACAAUGGCUGCUUUGUAGUGUACGACCGGCCAAACUUCAUGGGAAACCAGGUGUUCCUAAGGAGGGGCGAGUACUCUGACCUGCAGCGUAUGGGAAGCAUGAUGGGCAUGAUGGGUAUAUCCCUGAUGGACAACAUUCGCUCUUGCCGCAUGAUCCCCACAGUAAGAGUACCACCUGAAACACCAGGGGUAUCAGGAACAUAGUUCAGAUCUCAGAAGAGUGAGCUCUGAUAGUCUGAUAUGGUUUUUGUGUUUUUUUUUUAACAGCACAGGGGUCAGUUCAGGAUGAGGAUCUACGAGAGGGAGAACUUUGGAGGAAAGAUGCAGGAGCUGAUGGACGACUGUGAGUCUCUGCAGGAUCGAUUCCUCAUGUCAGACUGUCAGUCCUGUAAUGUGAUGGACGGACACUGGCUGAUGUUCGAGCAGCCUGGAUUCAGGGGCCGGAUGAUGUAUGUGAGACCUGGAGAGUACAGGAACCUGCGAGACAUGAAUCUGAGUACCAUGUCAACAAUCAGCUCCAUCAGACGCAUCAUGGAUAUAUGCUGA